AUGAUGUUUAAAGGGUUAUGCACAUUGCCAUUUCUUGUUACAUUGGUAAGGGCUGCAGUUACUGCUAUCUCCACCGCCACAACAAUCACAGCUGCAACACUCCUUCAAUCGAGUACUGACUCUUACUUGAUUGAAACAGGUGGAGUCUUGGAAUUCACCAAUGCUGCAGAUGUGCGGUUUCAGCGUGGCUUCAAUGUUUAUGGUGAUGUCAUUUUGCACUCUCAACAACAGACACUACUUGCGAUUUAUAGCAGCACUUUCGAGGAUGGGUCAUCCCUCAAGUACGAUGCCACGGGAACAGGAAUGGUAUCUUUCUUUAGUGCAGGUGGAAUGAAUAACCAUGGUGAUAUUCUUGUGACUUCCCAGGAUGCAUUCAUAGAUGCUACAAUCUCUGGGUUUGGUGAUAUAAUAACGAACACGGGAAGUAUAGUAAUUCACUCAUUUGGUGCAGUAAAUGGUUACUUUUCUGCUAAUAUCAACAACACAGGAAUUUUCACUGUCAUGGGUGAAAAGAGUGCAUCAUUUGGCAUCCAUGGUCCCAUCACUAAUACUGGAACAAUGACUUUCUACGGUAAUUCUACUUCAGAUUCAAUCUAUUGGGGCUCAACCUUUACUAAUAGUGGAACUUUUCUCUGGCAAUACAACGAAUAUGCCUCAGGAUCAUCACACGCUCUUGAGCACGUACAGCCAGUGACCAACACCGGUACUAUUAACGUCUUUGGUUCUGCUGGUACCUCACCUUUGAUAUAUUACUCUCCAUUGCAAAAUGAUGGAUCAAUUUGCCUCAGACAUACAGGCUAUAGUUCAACUAGCUCUUUGACAGGAACUGGGUGUUUUUUGGCAUACGAUUCAUCCGCUCUUACCUUUAAUUAUGCUUCGGGAAUUCCUGAAACGCAGAACAUUGUUAUUGACUCCACAUCGCAUAUUUACAUCUCUUCAAUGAGUUCAAAUGGAGCUGUGUAUCCGCUUUAUGGAGUUAGUAACGGUAUGACGUUUCUCACUUAUACUGGCUAUCUUCCAAUUUCGGUAAGUUACGAUGAUACCCAAGGAUAUUUGACAUUAUUAGCAAGUUCAAGUUUAUUUGUUGUAUACGAUAUUGGCUAUGGAUACAGUCUGGAUGGAUUUUCUGUUACAGAUAAUGAGGUUACAUAUUUGGGUUCGGAUCCGGAAAGCCGUGGCAUACCUACCUUCUGUGUUUGCUCUUCAAGAAUUUCAGCCUGGGAAAGAUCUGAGUCUUCGAGUGUUUCUUCAUUAUCUCUGGUAGGAGACUCCUCUUCACUUGAAGAAUCAUCGUCGACUGUUGAAGUGACCUCAACUCUUGAAGAGCACUCCUCGAGUACUGCAGUCAUAUCUUCUUCGCUUGAGUUGUCUUCCUCUCUUAAUCUGUCACCAUUGGGUGAAUCUUCAUCUAGUGCACCAUUCUCUGAUCAUUCAAGCAGUUAUUCAGAUACAUCUUCCAUUAGUACAUCAAGCUUUGAAGUCUCGCAAAGCGAGUCGGCCACACACAUUAGCUUACAAUCAUCAACAGUGGAUGUUUCUCAGGGCUCCUCGGUAUACCUAAGCGAAUCCUCAGACCACAGCACUAUAAUAACUAGAACUUCUUCCGAGGUUCUUUCCAGCUUUUCAGGAUCGUUUUCCACCUUUGUACCUACCUCCUCAGCUGGUUAUUGGAACAAUACAUUGAAGAGCAUCUCGUCAUUGUCUUCUUCUAUCAUAGAAUAUGAAUCCAGCUCGCAUGACAUCAUUAUUUGUCGGCCUGGUGAGGAAGGUUGUAUUCUCGCAAGCUACACAAACACUGAAGCGGACUCUUCAACUUCUACCUCCUUGACUGGCACGCUUUAUACUGAUAAGGAGGCUACAAAUUCAAACCACUUGGCAAUUGCAACCAUUUGUCCAGAAUGCACGCGGUACUUGUCCACAUGGACAACCACUAUUACUGCUGGGGUGACUACAACUGUAUGUGGUGAAGUUGUUGUAACAUCGGAUACUCAAGGCAGUUUGAUUACUUCACUAUUUCCAAGUAAUCAGAAUGAAAAGACUGUGACAUUUUCGACCACUGACCAUUCGGGUCUGACAAUCACGGUAUGUGGAAUAGAAAAGCUUACAACGAACACAUCAGGAGAUGUACAGAUCGCCACUCUUUCAAUUUCAAAAUUGACCGAAGGUUCAGGAAUCAAAGCUUGGACAGAAACAUUAACAUCCAUGAAAUCACAGAAUGUUUUGAUUUCUACGAUUGGUUCUCCUGCUAAGCGGAUAACUUAUACUACGAGUUCUGAGACAGUACCUGCUGUUUUUCAGUCAGUUAUUCCCGGGGAUGCAUCCUCAGUUGGAGCUGCAUCGCCCCUCCUUCUUGGAUUGAUUUCUUUUAUUUUAUUCUAA
Messenger RNA from Sungouiella intermedia, 2379 nucleotides. NCBI's taxonomy places the organism in Eukaryota, Fungi, Ascomycota, Pichiomycetes, Serinales, Metschnikowiaceae. The record is from the annotation of a GenBank genome assembly.